UGAAUUUCGGUCCUGGUCCAAUCCCAAUAUAUAAAUAUAUCGAUACUGCUUAAUAUUUUAUUCGUAUAAUUGCAUAUAUAAAGUUUAAAAAAGAGAGAGAGAAACCCAACCCAAUAAUAGAUGUCCUCAAAUCUCAUUUUGCUGAAGAUCAUCUAUCAAACUAAUAGUUCUGAUUUUUACAGCGUUUUUAGAUGAAGCUACUUUCAACAAAAGAAUUCCGACCAUACUUUGGCUUUGAAGUUACUUCUUUUCUGGCACUGUCGGUGCCAGAACGGUAUUUUGCCGUGACAGGAUUUUUUUUGUGAAUUUCAGAUGUCAAGUUGUAAUGGUGAAAGUGAAGUAGACAAAGCUCGAACAGCAGUGAAAAAUGCAUUAAAACCUACAAUAUUUUCAAAGAUACUGGAUAAAACAAUACCAGCUGAUAUAUUGUAUGAAGAUAAUAAAUGCAUGGCAUUCAGAGAUGUAGCACCUCAGGCUCCAGUACAUUUUUUGGUGAUACCUAGAAAAGUUAUUCCUUCCUUGAGUGAUGCUCAAGAUGAAGAUACUGAGCUUUUAGGUCAUUUAUUGCAAGUUGCUAGAAAGGUUGCUGAAAGAGAAGAUUUGUCUAAUGGUUAUAGAGUUGUAAUCAACAAUGGAAAAGAUGGUUCCCAAUCUGUUUAUCAUUUGCAUAUACAUGUUCUGGGAGGAAGACAAAUGCUGUGGCCUCCAGGUUAAAUUUUACAUAUCACAUAUGCAUCUGGUUCAUACAAUGCCGUGAAAAAUGACAGAUAAAAUACAAUUGCUUUGAAGAGAUAAAGCAGUUCAAAAUACAAUGUAAAAUUACAUUCAAGGUAUGAAAUACUGUAUAUUUUUAAAUAAAAUUGUA
This is a messenger RNA of Uloborus diversus, 865 nucleotides long. RefSeq names its product adenosine 5'-monophosphoramidase HINT2-like. The record is from RefSeq and is a predicted model, not a curated record. Gene Ontology annotation, cellular component: cytoplasm; mitochondrion. The coding region runs from base 313 to 714 and encodes 133 amino acids. The transcript has 5 exons. Gene Ontology annotation, molecular function: hydrolase activity. Lineage: Eukaryota; Metazoa; Arthropoda; Arachnida; Araneae; Uloboridae.